AACUUGAGGACGGCAAGACACUCAGUCGAAGAGAAGACGGCGGCGGUGUGUGCGCGUCGAUUCGCGAUCCAUCUUCAUAGCACGGGCCUUCGCCGAAAGACACGGACCCGCGACCAAAAGGGCAUGAUACGAUACGCAACGCGUUCCUUCGCCGUUGCUGAUCCGUUUCCUUCCGAUACCUCCGACGCGUCACGUCGUUUCAUUGCGCGAAACAAGUGAAUUAUGACAAGGUGAAGUCAUAGCUAUUUCAAGAGGCUGCUAAUUUGUAGGUUAACUUAUAAGUUGCUGUGAUAUUUUUGAUUUCGACUUUUAUUAUUUUAUUAAUUUGGAGUAAUCGACGCAUUGGAUUCAACUUAACUAUGCAGAGCACAAUGAAACAAUAUCGCCCGAUCUACGCCAAUGCUGCCAACAUACCGCUGCCCAUUCUGCUGGUCUCCAUCUUUUUGAUAAGCUUCCAAAACACUGCCAAUGCUGCCAACAUACCUCCACCAACAACAAUUGCUCCCGAAGUUGCGUCGGACGUCCGAGUCGAGUGCAACAGCGACGAGAUCCUGGUGCACAUCAGCACCAGAUCGGGGCGUUUCAACGGCAUGAUCUAUCCACGGGGCCUGUCGAAAAACAGCUCCUGCAUGGGUGAAUGGGUGCAGAGGCCGGCCCCCGUACAAUACACGCUGCCGCUCAGAGGCUGCAACACAAUGAGCACGGAACUGGAUGAUGGCGGUAUUGAAUACUUUAAUACCAUCGUCGUACAGCCACACUUGAAGCUCGUAACGAACCAAGGAAGAGGAUUCCACAUCAGAUGUCGAUACAACACACGAAACAAUACAAUCACUAACGAUUCACUUAAAGUUGAUUUGAUGUCAGCCGAUCCGAUCACAGCUUUGGCUCCGAUGCCCGGUUGCAGCAUGAAAAUCUUCUCCGGUGACCCGACCGAACGUGAGGUGGCUGAAAACGUCAAAAUCGGCGACCCCCUCACGCUGGUCGUUUCCCUGGAUGAUCAGGAGACUUACGGCAUCAGAGUGACGGACUGUCUAGUCAGGGACGGACUUGGAUGGGGUGAACAGAAGCUGAUCAGCGACGACGGUUGUCCGUUGGACUCGGAAAUCAUGGGAAUGUUCGAAUAUUCGCAGGACAAAACGAGGGCCGCAGUCAAAUUCCAGGCGCACAAAUUUCCCUACACCGCUUCUGUUUAUUAUCAAUGCAACGUUAAGUUGUGCCUGAAAGCGGACAACGGAUGCGAAUAUCAAGCGCCAAGUUGCGGUGGUAACCGAAUACGUCGUCAGGCAGCUUCAGAAUCGUCGGAAGGUACUCCAGCAACCAUUGAGGUGUACAGCGGAUUGUACGUUAAUGAAGCUAAUGACUUGGCCAAAGCUGGACAAGAGGAUGGCUCAGUUUUUAGUGAAAAGGCUACUGAAGACUCGAUUUGCAUCUCGCAACGCAGCUUCGCCAUAGGCAUUUGCAUUGCCGGAUUGAUCUUGAUGCUCUGCGUGGUAUUCGCCAUAUUAUGUCUGAUGGCCAGAAGGAGAAAGAAGACGACGUCUAAUCCGGGAAGUUCAAUUUACAGCGGACCCUACACCAACACUGCCUACAGUCACAGUAGUUAAACAAAUCGAAGAUUGUAGUAAUCGAAACUGCCAUUUGGUUGGGAACACAGGAGAUGGCUACUUAAUAAACAUUUGUAAUUUAAACAUUUUGUAUGGUAUAUGUGUAAACUGUUGUUGAACUAUUAUGAACAAUAUGCCAUAUGCAAUGUUAAAAUUUAAUUAUUCUGUUGUGUUCCCGAUUAUGUUUAUAUAUUAGCAAUGGUGCCAUUUAGGCUCAUUUAUCUAUGCUACAUACUCUAGUGUUCUUGACACUGCCUCUACUAAAGAUUUCUAGUUGUUUUUUUUAUUUUAUAAUUACAAGAACUUUACCUCAUUUCGUCUCAACAUUCUUGAGUCAAAAAGUUACUGGUUAGGCUCACAUUUUGUAAACUGAACUGAAUUUUGUGUGUAUUAAGAUUUUUAAAACAUUGGUUCAUAGUGCAGCGAAAAUAAGCGUAAGAGGAAAUAAGUUGUUCAAUGUUUUUGUAUUUAGGGAACAAUACGGAAAUUAAAAAUUCGCCAGUUAUUCUACAGAGCUUUUAAAUUCAGUCAAAACUGUCUCAACUUUGAGUAAUCGUGAUAAUUUUAACAAGGGUUUGGUGAAGGGAUAUUUAUGCAUUUUCAAGCGUUCAAUUUAAGAGAAACAUAUUUUCCAUUAACUCUGUUAGUUUUUGUGAAGAUUGCAUGAUAUGAUAACUUUGCCUCGAUAUAUUUUGCGAAGAUAUUAUGUCUUUACUCUUUUAUUGAAUUUUUAACAUUAAAUAACACGAAUACAAACUUUGCCUCAUUUGGAUGUUUGUAUUUUGGGUUUUGAAUCACGGUCGCAUUAUUGUGUUAAUGUUGUACAUAUGUCAUAAUGCGACUCUGGUUCUUAACCAAAUUUAGUUAGAAAAAAAUAAGAAAAGAUCAAAGUUAAUCAAAUUGGUGCUUUAAUAAAUACGUGUUUGUACUAGAAUUUACAUGAUAAAUAACAGUAAAUAAAUAUUUAAAAGUAAAA
Molecule: messenger RNA, 2580 nt
Organism: Aethina tumida (small hive beetle)
Lineage: Eukaryota; Metazoa; Arthropoda; Insecta; Coleoptera; Nitidulidae
Gene: pio
Product: cuticlin-4
Exons: 9
Coding region: 360-1604 (414 amino acids)
Source: RefSeq, a predicted model, not a curated record